Paraglomus brasilianum is the source of this 261-nucleotide messenger RNA. NCBI's taxonomy places the organism in Eukaryota, Fungi, Glomeromycota, Glomeromycetes, Paraglomerales, Paraglomeraceae. The record is from the annotation of a GenBank genome assembly.
AUGUCCAGUUCUGGUAAAAUGGACAUCUAUGCAGAGAUUGCUUCCCUCAAUCUCAAUAGGGAGCAAAAGUCUAUCCUACUCUACUACCUCACUGAAAAUAGCGAAGCCGAAGCUAGAGCGGAGAAAGCCUUCACUGCCUGCAACAAUGAUGAGGAGAAACAUGACUACCUAAACUUAGUCUUGGCUUCCCUCGAUAACAAAAACACUGCAAAGUCUCGUUCAAUCGAAAAUGAAUCGAUCAACUCCGUCGCUAAUUCGUAA